UAAAAAGCGAAUGUUUGUUUGACCUAGUUCAGGUAUAUUCCGAUACUUCAGCUAUAUUUCGAUUUUUUUUCAAUUGGAAAGGGAACAUUGAAGGAAACAUACGUAUUAUUAAAUGCACAAAUGGCAACUGAUUCAACAAAGACAACUAAUAUGAAGCAACGGUUAAUUGUAACCGCAAUCGAUAUAGGGACAACAUAUAGCGGCUGGGCAUAUUCUUCACUAAAUGAACCUGAGAAGGUUUAUGCAAAUCAGACAUGGUAUGCUGAUGAAGGGUCACUUGCAUCUCUAAAGACAUCAUCUUGUCUUCUCUUUACACCGGACAAAAAGUUCAAAUAUUUUGGAUAUAAAGCAGAAAGUGAGUUUGUACGCUUAGCUGGGGAAAAAAAGCACCAAGGCUGGUACUUUUUCAAAAGAUUCAAAAUGGCUCUGUUAAACGACCAGAAAUUGAAUCGGUAUACUACAAUUGAUGACAUAUCAGGAAGAGAAAUGCCAGCACUAGUAGUAUUUGCUAAUGCUAUAAAGUUUCUGAAGGACAACUUUAUGGCAACGAUCCGGAAAAGAGUACCUAGUUUAAAAGACACUGAUGUGACUUACGUUUUAACUGUUCCAGCCAUUUGGAAUGAUAUGGCGAAAAGGUUUAUGCGAGAAGCAGCUGUUGAGGCUGGGAUUCCAAAUAAUCAGCUGGUUAUAGCUCUUGAGCCCGAAGCGGCGUCAGUUUGGUGUCAGGGAUUAAAAACAGAAAUUCAACGUUGCGAUGAAAUGGAUGUCUUGGGAAUUUCAGCUGUUGGGACUCGUUAUAUGAUUGUUGAUUUAGGAGGAGGUACGGCUGAUAUCACUGUUCACGAAAAAAGACCAAACAAUACUUUGCUUGAGAUACAUGAACCAAUAGGAGGUCCAUGGGGAGGGACAGAAGUUGACAAAAACUUCAUUGAAUUGUUUGAAGUAUUAUUUGGUGCGUCUGAUUGGGAGGAAUACAAACGAAACGAGUUAGAAGAUUUACUUUACAUAUACAGAGAUUUCGAAGCAAAGAAACGAAAUUUACAAUUAUUAUCACCAAAACAGAUGAUUCUUCAAGUACCUGUAAGUUUGAAGGAACACUACGAACGAAAUAAAGAUAGAUCAGUCUCGGAAAUUGAGCAUUUAUUUGACGGGAAUAUAAUAUGGCAGAAGGACAAGUUGAAAAUUGAUGCAUCACUUAUCAUGAAAUGUUUUGAGGGACCGGUUCAAAACGUCAUUUGUAAUGUUGAGGAAAUAUUGUCAAAGCGAAAGAUGAGAAACGUCAGCAAAAUAAUACUUGUUGGUGGUUUCUCUGAAAGCAAUUACGUACAAGAGAGGUUUACAGCAAAAUUUACUGACUGGGAAGUUAUCACACCAGUUGAAUGUGGACUUGCCGUCCUUAAAGGCGCUGUUCUGUUCGGGCAAAAUCAGUCAGUAGUUACCGCAAGAAUUGCACGUUAUACAUACGGUCUGGAUAUUGCUGUCCCAUUUGAUCUUACAAAGCAUCCCACGGAAAAAUUGGUUUAUACUGAUGUAGGUAGAUGUUGCAAAGAUUCAUUUUGGAAGGCUGUUGAGAUCGGACAAGAGAUAAAGGAUGGGCAUGAAGUGUCAAGGAUAGGACGAGCAGUAAAUGAUUUUCAAGAUCACAUUAUUUUGACCUUUUUCAAAUCAACUGAACGAGACCCACUUUUCACAACAGAUAAAGGAUGUGAAGCUAUUGGGAAAAUUGAUGUUCCGAUGGAAUGUACAUUAAAAGCCGAUGAAAAUGCUGUCGAACAAAUUUUCAUAUUUGGAGGUACAGAAUUAAGGUUUAAAUCCAAACACAUAACUCGUGGGGAUACACAUGAACUUAACAUUGAUCUCUAAGAAUUAGGUUUUAAACCAAACACUUUACUCGUGGAGAAACCCAUUAGUGUGACAUUGAUAUUUAAGACAUUUUUAUAUGUUGACAUUCAAAAUACAACAGAAAAAGAAAUGUUAUCUAAUAUUAAAAUAUUGGCAGUGUUCAAAUUUUAGUAUACCCUUGAUUUAUUUGUCAUAAUUGACAUGUGAAUUAUACGUGUAUUCUUAACUGAUGAUUCUCAUUUCGCUCUAUUUUACAGUAUGGUUUCUAUAUUUAAAGACACCGUUUCAAUCUAUUUUAUAUAUAAUUAUUAAUAUAAAACUGACAUAUAUUCUGAAAAUGUGAAUUAUUUACUUUUAUUUAUUUAUGAAUCUAUUUUUAUUCCUUCACUGUUUUAAAAAUUCAACAAUUUAAUUUCGCCAUUUAUCUGAACAUCGCUAGUAUUUAGCAGGAGAACCAUCCCUUUACUUACGUUAAAAAAAGCGUUCUCUUCAAUGUGCAGCUAGAGUAUCAUCAAAUGAUAAACAUUCUGCUUGGAAAAUUGUUUUCAAAAACCAAAUUGAAGCCAAAAUCUUAAUUUAACAUCUCAAACGAGAUUGAAUACCAUGACGGUGAAUUUAAUCAAUCUGUAACUUUUAAUCCUGGUUUAGAUUUCAACUCAUAAAUGUUGUUAAAUAUACAUUUGUCUUACCUGAGGCGUCCGCGGCCGUUGACCUCAAACUACUUGCCCCUCCUCGUUUUAGAUUCGAAUCCCGACAGGGAUUUUGGAUACUUUCAUGUGAGGAAGCUAUCCAACUCGCUUACAGAACGUGGUGCCCGUUCGUGCCUGACAUAGUCACAAAGCGGUAUUGGUUGAUAUGCUCUUUUCUAUCUCUUAUCAUUUAUUCCUAUCCUAUGUUUUAUUCAAUGUUUAUUGUACUUUUAUAUUUGUAACUCCCUCAUUCAUAAAAACAAUUAAUGAUUUACUGUUAUUAUUAACAACUUAUCGUACAAAUAGCUUUCGU
Messenger RNA from Ruditapes philippinarum (Manila clam), 2844 nucleotides. RefSeq names its product heat shock 70 kDa protein 12B-like. The transcript has 5 exons. The record is from RefSeq and is a predicted model, not a curated record. Lineage: Eukaryota; Metazoa; Mollusca; Bivalvia; Venerida; Veneridae. Gene Ontology annotation, molecular function: ATP binding; ATP-dependent protein folding chaperone. Bases 121 to 1863 code for a protein of 580 amino acids.